UUAAUUAGUUGUAACUUUGAGGCAUUAUAAUCGAAGCUAGUAUAAUUAAUGAGUUAUUACAUUAUGAAUAAUCAUACAUGUGUAAUAAAAAAAUAGAAUUAAGCACUUAAAAUUAAAUUAAAAAUAAAACAAACACAUAUCAACAAAACACAAAAAAGAUUAAAAAGGACAUAAGCUCAUUAUGUUAUACACUUAUACUGAUACUUAUAUAAAGUAUCACUUAAUCUUAAUUAACAAAUAAUGUAAUUUGACUGUAUUAAAAAAAAAAAAAAAAAGGUAGUUCACAGAUUAGGUAGCUAAUUACCCCAAACAAAAACAACUCACAAACACUAAUCCCCCUCACAAAUCCCAAAAAAUUGAUUAGGCGCCACUUUCUUUUUUAAUUAGCCGCCUCUUAUUAAAUAAUUUACCAAAACCACAAAAUUCUCUUCAAAAAUCAGAAACCUUCGCACUAAUUUUUUUUUUCAGAAACCUUGUUUGCUUAAGAAUCAAAACCGUUCUUUCGAAAGACCCUAAUUCGAAGAUUCGUCUAACGCUCAGAAGAUCAAUUCUUGGACAAAAUUUCAAGUGAAUAUGAAGAGUCCACAUCAAACAAAAAUUUAGUUGAUUGGUUUCGUGACCGGGUCAUCGAUUUGCCUAAUGAUUGCAAUGACCAAGUGGUGAAAGAUUUGAAAACAUUGGCUUUAGGUCCUUUGAAUUGGUUCAAUGCUUCAAUGGGAUUCUUGCAAAUGGAUUCAGAUUCCACACAAAGAAUACAGAAAUGAAAAGGGUACACCAAAAUAGUGGUGUUACAGUGAAAGACAUUGCUAGGAAUAUGGAAAAAGAUUACUACAGGAUUCUCACUAACAUACUUGAGAUACAAUAUUUAGAUGGAAAGCGUGUGGUUUUGUUUCAUUGUGAUUGGUGGGAUGUCAAUAGGGUAGGAAGAGGUGUCAAAGUUGACAAACAUGGCAAUGUGAGUGUCAAUAGUCUUUGUUCAUUGCGUACCAAAGAACCCUUUGUGCUCAUGUCUCAAGCUCAACAAGUCUUCUAUGUUAGUGACGGACUUGAUCCCGAUUGGCUUGUUGUUGUGAAGACCCACCCAAGGCAUCACUAUAAUUUUGUAGAAAAGGAAGGGACUGAAAGUGAAGAAGAUGCAUUGCAACAACUACAAUCUGAAGGUGCUCAUAUCUCAAGCUCAAGUAAUUUGCAAGAGACUUAUGAUCCAUUUGUUGAAAUAAGAGAUGAUAUUGGUGAAAUGAUUGUAGAUGCUACCAAGGAAAAUCAACCCAAAGAUCUAAAUGAUAUGGACUUACAAACAUUAGAUGACGACGAUUUGCUAGAGGAUGAUGAUGAGGAUGCCAGUGAGAGUGACCAAGAGAGCGACGAUGAUGAUAUUGAUAUUGCUUAAUUUUUUUUUUCUUUUUGUUUUUUUUAGCAUGAAUUGUAUGUGUUGAUACAUAUAUUCAUGGAUUCCUGAAAAACCUUUGUAGUUAUAAUUACUUAUUUUUUCACACUUUGCAAUCGUGUUUUUAUUGGCUUAUUUGAAUAGAUAUAUGUCAGGAUUUUUUGUUUUAUGCACAGUUAUUGGUAAAUGGCUUGUAGUAUUUGACAGUAAUUGUACACCAUGUGUAUAGUAGCUGGCAGCAGCUUUGCAUUAGGGAUGCAGUGGAUGGUAGUAAAUUAGAUUUAGGCACUCAAUGUGCAUUAAAAUUCUAUUGUAAAAUUGUCUAACCCUAUUUGUUUUUUACUUUGUAA
Molecule: messenger RNA, 1737 nt
Organism: Chenopodium quinoa (quinoa)
Lineage: Eukaryota; Viridiplantae; Streptophyta; Magnoliopsida; Caryophyllales; Amaranthaceae
Exons: 3
Coding region: 761-1390 (209 amino acids)
Source: RefSeq, a predicted model, not a curated record